This is a messenger RNA of Prorocentrum cordatum, 778 nucleotides long. NCBI's taxonomy places the organism in Eukaryota, Dinophyceae, Prorocentrales, Prorocentraceae. The record is from the annotation of a GenBank genome assembly.
GAGACUUCGUGGCUCAAGCCCAGACCUCGGCCCGAGGCCGACCACGUCUCACACAUCUCAUACCCCACACCUCCUCACAGACCCGCACCCUCCAAUCUGCCAUCCCCUGGCCUGCUGCGCCACGGCGGUGGCGGCACCCGCCUGCUGCCUCGACGGUCUCCGCACGGACGAGAGCUCCGAGCCCGCCGUCUGCGCCGCGCUGCUGGCGAACACCGCCAUGCUGCCCGCGCUGGAGCCAAACGACCCCCAGACGAACCACGAGAUGACCGACCAGACCGCGAGGUACGGUGAUCCCACGUGCGUGGAGGAGACCGUCGACGUGACGCAGGUGUCCAUCAGGUACGAGCUCGACCACGAGGAGCCCCACGACGACGAGGACGACUACGAAGAGAGGCGCGAGGAGGACCCGAACGAGCCCCCGGAGGUGCUCCAACAGGAGAGGAAGCGGGAGGGGGACUCCCAUACGGUCCAGGACAAGGCCCACAAUGAGGGAGAGGAGAUUUGUGAUCCUUUGCGCCAGGCACCUGCACAGGACCCCUCCCGACCCCAGGGAAGGAUAACGUCGUGCGCAGGGGAUCCAAUGGGCCGACUUGAAGGAGACAUGUGCGCAAACCGUAUGAUGCGCUACGCAUUGCCGCCUGGUGGUGAAGUGGCAUGCCUGGCGCGCCUACCACGCGCCAACUACCUUGGAGGAGCUUGCCAAACAUGCUACCGAAUGCGAUGUCAGCAUGACCACUGCCAGGAGAGAGAUCGCGGGGCGUGGCAUUGGGGCCUUUGA